AUGGGCCCCGCACCUGCGAGAGCGGAGCAUCGCGGAACUGCUGGGGAGCCGGAGGUGAUGGAGUCAGCUCUGGAAGGCACAGGCAAAGAGGGGAAGAAGGAAUCCUUAAAGAAGCGUAAGAUAGCUGGGUCUCCAGGGGAGGGCCUCCUGCAGCCUGUGAAGCUCAGCCGGGCAGAACUCUACAAGGAACCUACCAAUGAGGAGCUCAGUCGCCUUCGGGAGACUGAGAGUCUGUUCCAUUCCAGCUUGCUUCGUUUACAGGUAGAGGAGUUACUAAAGGAAGUGAGGCUGUCAGAGAAGAAGAAAGAGCGGAUUGAUGUUUUCCUACGGGAGGUCAACCAGCGGAUCAUGAAGGUGCCCUCAACCCCUGAGACAGAGCUCACCAACCAGGCAUGGCUCCCAGAUGGGGUUCAAGUCCCUAUCCACCAAGUGCCCUAUACUGUGAAGGGCCGUUUCCAUUUCCUGCCCCCAGCCCAGGUCACUGUUGUGGGAAGUUACCUUCUGGGCACCUGCAUCCGGCCGGACAUCAAUGUGGAUGUGGCACUGACUAUACCCAGGGAGAUCCUACAGGACAAGGAUGGGCUGAAUCAGCGCUAUUUCCGCAAGCGUGCCCUCUACCUGGCCCACUUGGCUCACCACCUGGCCAAGGACCCACUUUUCGGCAGUGUUCGCUUUUCCUACACCAAUGGCUGCCACCUGAAACCCUCGCUGCUGCUGCGGCCUCACGGGAAGGAUGAGCAUUUGGUUACCGUCCGUCUGCAUCCCUGCCCUCCACCUGACUUCUUCCGCCCGUGCCGCCUGCUGCCAUCCAAGAGCAAUGUGCGCUCUGCCUGGUACCGAGGGCAAAAUCCUUCGGGGGAUGGUGACCCAGAACCCCCCACCCCCCACUACAACACAUGGCUCCUGCAGGACACAGCUCUUGAAUCCCACAUGCAGCUGCUGUCAGCUGUGCUGGGCUCAGCCUCAGGACUGAAGGACGGGGUGGCACUUUUGAAGGUCUGGCUGCGGCAGCGGGAACUGGACAAGGGUCUGGGAGGAUUCAGCGGGUUCCUUGUCUCCAUGGUGGUGGCCUUCCUUGUGUCCACACGCAAGAUCCACACCACCAUGAGCGGCUACCAGGUGCUGAGAAGCACCCUGCAGUUUCUGGCCAGUACAGAUCUGACCGUCAACGGGGUCAGUUUAUGCUUCAGCUCAGAUCCUUCCCUGCCGGCCCUGGCUGACUUCCACCAGGCCUUCCCUGUUGUCUUCCUGGACUCCUCGGGCCGUCUCAACCUCUGUGCUGAUGUCACUGCUUCCACUUACCACCAGGUGCAGCAUGAGGCUCGGUUGUCUAUGGCGCUCCUGGACAGCAAAGCUGACGAUGGGUUCCAGCUGCUCUUGAUGACUCCCAAACCCAUGAUCCGGGCUUUUGACCACAUCCUGCACCUCCGUCCACUGAGUCGCCUGCAGGCAGCAUGUCACCGGCUGAAGCUGUGGCCAGAGCUACAGGAUCUCGGUGGGGACUAUGUCUCAGCGGCUUUGGGCCCACUCACCACCCUCCUGGAGCAGGGCCUGGGGUCCCGGCUGCAGCUGCUGGCCCACUCUCGGCCCCCAGUCUCAGAGUGGGACAUCAGCCAGGAGCCACCAAAGCAUAGAGAUCCGGGUGUCCUGACCCUGGGAUUGCUCCUCCGGCCUGAGGGGCUGACCAGUGUUCUUGAGCUGGGUCCUGAGGCUGACCAGCCUGAGGCCGCCGGCUUCCGCCAGUUCUGGGGCUCUCGCUCCGAGCUUCGGCGCUUCCAGGAUGGAGCAAUUCGGGAAGCUGUGGUCUGGGAGGCUGCGUCUAUGGCCCAGAAGCGUCUCAUUCCCCACCAAGUGGCCACUCAUCUCUUGGCACUCCACGCUGACAUUCCAGAUACCUGUGUCCACUAUACGGGGGGCCUCCUGGACCCACUGAUUCAAGGCCUGAAGGAGACCUCCAGCACCGGUGAGGAGGCCCUGGCAGCUGCAGUGCGUUGCUACGACGACCUCAGCCGCCUGCUGUGGGGCCUGGAUGGUCUGCCGCUGACCGUGUCUGCCGUGCAGGGCGCUCACCCUGUGCUGCGCUAUACUGAGGUGUUCCCGCCAACCCCAGUCCGUCCAGCCCACUCCUUCUAUGAGCAUCUGCGAGAGCGGGCCUCGCUGUUGCCCCGGGCUGACAAGCCCUGCCCAGCCUACGUGGAGCCCAUGACUGUGGUGUGUCACCUGGAGGGCAGUGGGCAGUGGCCACAGGAUGCCGAGGCCAUUCGCAGGGUCCGCGCCGCCUUCCAGCUGCGCCUGGCGGAGCUGCUGACUCAGCAGCACGGGCUGCCAUGCCGCGCCACGGCCACGCACACCGACGUCCUCAAGGACGGGUUUGUGUUCCGAAUCCGUGUGGCCUACCAGCGGGAGCCGCAGAUCCUGAAAGAGACGCGGAGCCCCGAGGGGAUGCUGUCGCUGAGGGACACGCCCGCCUCCCUCCGCCUCGAGAGGGACACGAGGCAGUUGCCCCUGCUCACCAGCGCCUUGCAUGGGCUCCAGCAGCAGCACCCAGCCUUCUCAGCUGUGGCUCGGCUGGCCAAGCGGUGGGUGCGUGCCCAGCUCCUGGGUGGGGAGGUCACCGAUGAGAGCCUGGACCUGGUGGCUGCUGCCCUUUUCCUGCACCCUGAGCCCUUCACCCCUCCCAGCUCCCCCCAGGUCGGCUUCCUCCGGUUCCUUUUCCUGAUGUCAACCUUCGAUUGGAAGAACAACCCCCUAAUUGUCAACCUCAACAAUGAGCUCACUGCGGAAGAGCAGGUGGAGAUCCGCAGUGUCUUCCUGGCAACCCGGGCAAAGCUCCCCGUCAUGGUCAUCGUUACCCCCCAAGAUCGCAAAAGCUCCGUGUGGACACAGGAUGGACCCUCGCCCCAGAUCCUCCACCAGCUCGUGGUCCUGGCAGCUGAGGCCUUGCCUGUCCUAGAGAAGCAGCUUAUGGAUCCCCGGGGGCCCGGAGACAUCAGGACCGUGUUCCGGCCACCAUUGGACAUGUACGACGUGCUGAUCCGCCUGGCUCCCCGCCACAUCCCCCGGCACCGCCAGGCCGUGGACUCGCCAGCUGCCUCCUUCUGCCGGGGCCUGCUCACUGAGCCAGGGCCCUCCUCUCUCAUGCCUGUGCUGGGCUAUGAUCCGCCUCAGCUCUACCUGGCACAGCUCAGGGAGGCCUUCGGACACCUGGCUCUUUUCUUCUAUGACCAGCAUGGCGGAGAGGUGAUCGGUGUCCUCUGGAAGCCCACCAGCUUCCAGCCCCAGCCCUUCAAGGCCUCCAACACGAAGGGACGCAUGGUGGUGUCUCAAGGCGGGGAGCCAGUGAUGGUGCCCAAUGUUGAAGCCAUCCUGGAGGACUUUGCCAUCCUGGGCGAAGGCCUGGUCCAGGCUGUGGAGGCCCGAAGUGAGAGGUGGACCGUGUGA
This is a messenger RNA of Rangifer tarandus platyrhynchus (Svalbard reindeer), 3441 nucleotides long. The record is from the annotation of a GenBank genome assembly. NCBI's taxonomy places the organism in Eukaryota, Metazoa, Chordata, Mammalia, Artiodactyla, Cervidae.